AUGACUUUUAGAGAAAGUGCAGCAGGUUCAAUGUUAGACAAUGAAACAUCAAAAUUCUAAAAUGAGAUAUUGAAGAAGAUUGAUUUACAUGAUAAAAAACAUUAUGUUGACACUUAGCACACUGAUUAAGAUGAUGCAGAAAUGAGAGAUUAAAAUUAAGGGCAGCCUAAGUAUUCAAAGAUUUUAAAGCUUGAAAAUCAUCAUUAAAGAUUAUCCACUGUAAGUAGUGGCUUUUUCACAAGCAGAUUAUCUCCUCUUAAAAGAAUAGAGUAGAAUUCAGAGCUAAAUAGAAGAUUGAAUAGAGUGAAAAUGGGUUCAAGAGAUGUGUCAUACCUACGAGAGGCCUAACUUAAGUAGUCAUAAUAAAAUACAAUAAGAGAUGAUUCUCCCUCUAAGAAUAUUAUCGUUGAGGAGAAAGAUUAUACCUUACUUGAGAAAGGAGGGAAUAUUUACCCUAUAAUAACUGAACAAAAAGUUGAAUUUAAGUAGCAACGAGCAAAUUCGAAUGUAUCAAUUGAAAGCUAAGGAUCCAUGAAUGAGUCAAUCAAAAUCAAGCAAUCAAUAAAUCCACUAUAAUCGUCAAAGUCAUUAUUGAAAUCUAGUAGUUUACCCUAAUCUGGAAUGAUGCUAUAUCCUUUGUUUAUUGAAAACUACUAAAAAUACAAACUAGACAAGAAAAAUAGGUAGGUCGAUUAAAUUUAAGAUGAUAAUGAGCUGAAUGUCAUUUUCUAAUAAUUCUAGAAAAGACUCUUUGAUUACAUGGAAAACUAAACUUAGCAUAAACUACCUCUUACUUUUCCAGUAAAUCAAGGCAUGAUGUAAGCUUUUGGUAUGCCCUCAAGUAGACAAUAGGUUGAAAUGCUUAUUAAUUGGUUUGAUGAAUCCCUGUCAAAUCUCAUGUAUUUAUCUUUAAAGUCAAAAGAUGAUACCGAAAAUGAACAAAAGCUUCUUUAUUAAGACAAUGAUUUUGAAAAAGAAGCUUAGAGAUAACUCAAGAAAGAGAAGAGUCAAUCAAAUAGAAUAUAAGAAUUGCUAGAAUUUACAUAACGAGAACUGUUAAAUUAAGUCUCUAUAUAAUGCUAAGAGAGAGGAUUUUUGCUUUAGAAAGUUGUCAAUAUGAGAUUAGGAAUAUAGCAAGACACUAUCAACUAGCUGAGAUAUGAUAAAAGACAGAUUCAUCUAAAAGCUAAAUCUAAUAUAUUCAUGUUAAAAGAGAAGCACUAAAAAGAGAUACAUGACAUUGAGAACGCUAAUAUGGAGUCUAAGAAAAGCCUAAUGAAACUAUAGGACAUCAACUUAGAUCUUUCGGGAAAGAUAGAAUAAAUACUAAAGGAUUUGAAUGAUGUCAAGAUAAAAAAGAAACAAUUUUAAAAGUUAAACAAUCAUCUUAUAGAUUCAUUGAUCAUCAAAAGUAAUUAGUUAAAAGCAGCCAACAGCAAAUUUAAAUUUAAAAUAAAUUAAGUCGAUGACCAUGAAAACAAUCCUAUUAUACCUGUCUCACAUUUCUCAAAAAAGAAAACCCUAAAAAACUUAGAUAGGUAAUCAGAGACUAAUUUAGAUCCAAAUGGGCUUUAGGCAAAAGCAGUUGCUGGUAUUUCAAAGAAAAUUUGGCAAUCUAAAAGUGGAAGUAGACUCUUUAAGCAAACAGAUAAUGCUGAAUUAAGAUAACUAUAAGAGUAACUGAAGUAAAGAAUUGCAAGCAGAGUGAAAAAAUUACUGGAUGAUUCAGGAGGUAUAGAAGAAGGAGAUAACUCAUUUAUUUCUAGCGAGGGUUUUGAUAAUCCAGAUGAAUAGAUGACCACUUAAACUAGAAUGAUGAUGAAGGACAACAAUGAAAAGGUAGUUGAAGUUGAUGAAGAGGAAAAACCAAAAAUAGAGAUCUAGCAAAAAAGCAGACAAAAAAAUCUUGCUGAAUAAACUAAUCAUCAAUAAUUAUAUGGUUAGCAUACCAGAAAAUUUGAAAGAAGUGGAAAUAAUGAUUUUUCAACUGUAGAAUAAUUAGUUGUUGGUAAGAAUGCAUAACUAAGAUCAAUCGAUCGAAAUAAUGUCAUGGUAGAGCCCAUAACACCAAAGCUAAAGUAAAACACAUUUUAAUAUAGUUAAUUCGAUUCAAUUAAAAAGAAGCCAUAGAAUAACCAAUAAACCUAAUAGUACAAUCAUUAAAUUAGUCUUUUCAAUCAACAGACUUAAAAAAUGGAUAGAGAAUCUAGUUUCCUCAGAGGCAUUAUUCAAUCUUAAUAUACUGAGAAGCAAGUAUUGUCAAAAAGCAAAUCAAGUGAAUCAAGCAGAAAUUUUGAAGACAUAGGCCUCUAAUUUCCAGAAGAUGAUAUCUUAAACGAAAGUGACUUUAGAUCUAUGCAGAUUGAGGUGAAAGAAAGACCUCUAAUUAAAAUUAUUAAAUAAGGGGAAGAUCCGGAAACCCCAAAAAGGAAGCAGAAUAAAUUUAGCAAACAUAAACCUGAUGAAACCCCAAAGAAUAAGCAACUAGUAAUUGAUCUUAACCUAGAGCAAUUUGAUAAUGUGGAAUAGUUAGAUGUCUCUCAAGGAGGUAUUGUCCUUGUAAGCAUGGAAUCAUCAAAUGACUCUUAAGAUCAUAAAAAGGACAUGGAUGAUGAUAAUUCAAACCUGAGAAAAUAAAAAGAAAAGGAAGAGCUUAAGAAAUUCCUGGAGGAUAAUGAUGACUAAAACAUUGAAAACAUUCAGAAUGAGGAUUUCGCUAUUGUACAGGAAUCAGAUAUUGAAGAAAAUGAGUAAUAUGAAAAAGUUAAUGAUAAAAAUAUGAUUUUCUUUAAUGCAAAGGAUAGUCCAUUAAGAGAAAAUUUUGAAAAGCAAACUACUGAUGCCUUUAAAGAUAGAGUAGGUAUCAUUGUGAACAUGAUCUUAGAAAAUAUUAAUUCUGAUAAAAUGAGCAAGAAGUAGCUCUUGCAAUUAGUAGUAACAAACAUACUAAAGAAUGAACAAGAUGAAAUUAAGACAAUGGUAAUAGAGUAGAUCUUUGGGCAAGAUACUGUGAGAGAAGGGGCCUAUACUACUCAAACAUCCAGAAAUGACUCUCCACUAAUACAAAGAAAUGAAUUAAAAAAUCACGGGAACUAUCAUUUGCCUUCUUAUCUUCUCUCUAAGCCAAGAGAUAUGGGUUGUCAGACUGAUUCUUUGCUAGCAAUUGACUUUUUAGAAUAGACUGAUUUUGAGAUUAUUAGGAAGCUGGAAUUUAUUUAUAAUGGUCCAAAGCCUGACCCAGAUGCAGAUAAAAAGAAAAAAGAGAAGCCUAUGAAUCCAAUCCUAGAGAAGUUAAAAGAAUAAACUCAAGGUCAAAAAUUAGAAAUAGAAAGAUCCAAUAUCAUUUUAAAAGAGCUUUUGUAUAAGAUUAGAGAAUUAGAGGAAUAUGUUUCAACAUUGGAAGAAAGGAAAACAUAAUUAGAGGAUUAGCUUGAUGUUAAUUAUAAAUAAAAGGAUAGAUUUGUUUAGUAAUUUGAUCUAUGGAUAAAUUCUUGGCAUAAAGGGUUUGUCAUUGGAUUUGAAAGAGGAAUGUCCUCUGGAUAUUUUAAAGGUGCUGUUGAAAGUAAAGAUUAUGGGAUAUAAGAGGGCUUCUAGUUAGGAUUAAAAGAAGGUUGGUCAUUUGGUUUUGACGAUGGCUUCAAAAAUGGAGUUAGAAAGAUUUAUUAAGAAGCCAAGGAUAAGGGGCUUGAUGUAAAUAUUCUCACACCUGUUCUCAACACAUUUCUAUCCCAAUCUGAAAAGAGAUAAGGCAUACUUUAGCAUAUUUAGCAAAAGCUCUUUAAGAUUGGUCCAUUUAAAUAACUAGGUCCAUUAGUUAGGGGAUUUACAUAGAAAUUUAAUAGUUAUAAUGACAAGAAAAAGAGAAAUUAUGCUAAGUUAGGUCUAAAAACAGUUAUUAAAAUGAUAAGAUAGUUUUAUGCAGCAAAGAUUCAGAAUAAAGAAUAUUUGCUUACAGAAUUUAUUUAUGAUGAAUGCUAGAAAAAAUUUGGACAUAGCAAGAUGGCAAAGAAGGCAUUUAUUUAAUUUGUAGCAUCAGCUUACUAUCAUAUGAACUAACAUAUUAAAAUAAAUCUUUGCUGCUCAUUCAUGCAUAUAAAUGAAAAGCCUUUUUCAAAUGAAGUUACUAAUUUUUAUGUCGCUGUUGUAGAUGCUAUUGAAAAAUGCAACAUAGGUUUAAAAUCAGAAUACGAUGAGAAAACAGAUAGAGAAUCAAUUUCCUUAACAAAAGCAGUUGAGGUUAUGAAAGAUAAACUUGAAAUGAUGCUUCCUACAGAAAUCAUUCUUGAACUUAGAAGCAGAAUUGAAAAGCUCAAAAUUAAAGGCUAGAAGACUAGGUAAUAAUCUAUUGAUUUGGAUAAGUACAUGGACUUUAUGAUUAGAAGUUUUAUAAAAUUUCAUGUAGAUCUUAUUAACAAACCUUAGUUGAUUUACUUCUCUUACACCUUAUAUGAAAAAAACUAAAUGACCUAUAAUGAGCUUUAUAUUACUCUUGAAAUCCUAGGAGGUGAUACUCUAAGGAUGCUAAAUGAACUAAGAGAACAUAUCAUUAUUUCAAAGAGAGAUCUACUGAAGUUAUUCUAAGAAGGCUGUAAAGAAGAAGAAACUGUUGUGAUCAGAUAUCAACAAUUCCACGAAAUAAUAAAGGAUUCUGAUAUUUUCUAGACUAAAGCAGCUAGAGAUAUUUUUGGAAAGCUACCUUUUAGAGGCCCAGUUCAGAAAUUCCAAGAGCAAUUCGAUAUUUAAGCAGCGCAGCUAAAGCUAUAUAUUAAUGAAAUUUAUUCAAGUUAAGAAUACUUGGAUAGAAUGGAACAUGUUGAAUAAAAAGAAUACUGGUAUGACAGGAUAUAUGCAAUUGAGAGAAAUAUUGGUGAAGUAAAUUCUACUCUUCUGUAUCUUUCGUAAGUAUUAGUAACAGAGUCUUUGAAAUACAUGAAGAAUUACAGAGAAAGAAUUAUUAAGGUAAUGUGGGAAGAGAAAAAUGGCAUGAAAGCACCUGAAAAUGUUGAUGUUGAAUAGCUUAUCAUCCAUCCUAAUGUCGGACAAUUCUAAGAAAAGAAUAUUAAAGAGCAUAUUAAAUUGAAAGUUGAAGAAAUUACAACAAAUGCCACUCCUAAUUUCAUUAAAGUUAAGGUCACAAACCUUUAAACUCCAAAUUAAUCUUCAAAAAUUUAAUCAAAUUUCAAUAGUACAGGAUCAUUCUUUGGCAUACAAACAAAUAAAACUAAUGAUAACCAUCAUAAAUGA
Messenger RNA from Stylonychia lemnae, 5244 nucleotides. NCBI's taxonomy places the organism in Eukaryota, Ciliophora, Spirotrichea, Sporadotrichida, Oxytrichidae. The record is from the annotation of a GenBank genome assembly.